Staurois parvus is the source of this 312-nucleotide messenger RNA. NCBI's taxonomy places the organism in Eukaryota, Metazoa, Chordata, Amphibia, Anura, Ranidae. The record is from the annotation of a GenBank genome assembly.
AUCGGCUCAGUCAUGUGAUCAGCUGUCUCCAAUCACAUCUGAUCACUGAUGAUCAGUGUGCCCUGAUGAUCAGUGUAGCCCCAGCAGUGCCACCUGUCAAUGUCCAUCAGUGCCACCUGCCAGUGCCCAUCAGUGCCACCUGCCAGUGCCACCUGCCAGUGCCCAUCUGAGCUGCCUUUCAGUGCCACCUAUCAGUACUGCCAAUCAGUGCCACCUAUCAGUCCCAUAUAUCAGUGCUGCCUGUCAAUGCCCAUCAGUGCCACCUACCAGUGCCUCCUCAUCAGUGCCACCUAUCAGUGCAGCCUAUCAGUG